GAGUGAGUUUGGGGUAAAAGUGAGUUUGGUGCAAAUGGCAAAGUAUGUUUGGGUGCCAAACUGAAAUCUAAAGACAGAAAUAGUUAGUUGGUGUGAAUAGAGAAAAGAUGCUGAAGGGAACAUUUCAAAGCUUGGUAUUGGUAUCAGCAUCGAGAAGAAACCAUGUUCAUGUGAAAUGGAAGCACUUAUUUGGCAAUUGUGCCAGAAGCAUGAGCAGCAAUGAAACUGGUAGAAGAAUCAUGGACUCAGUUCCAAGGGAGAAAGUGGACUGUGUGGUUAUAGGGGCUGGUGUGGUGGGAAUAGCAGUGGCAAGAGCACUAGCACUCAAGGGAAGGGAGGUUUUGGUCAUUGAAUCAGGAUCCACUUUUGGCACAGGUACCAGUUCUCGAAACAGUGAGGUUAUUCAUGCUGGAAUCUAUUACCCUCGUGAUUCUUUGAAGGCGAUUUUUUGUGUAAGAGGAAGAGAAAUGCUGUAUGAGUAUUGCUCCAUGCAUGAUAUUCCACAUAAACAAGUUGGUAAGCUAAUAGUGGCUACUCGAUCUUCUGAGAUUCCGAAGCUGAAUGAUAUUUUAAAUCAUGGUAUUCAAAAUGGGGUUGAUAGUUUGGAGAUGAUAAAUGGGGCUAAGGCCAUGAAAAUGGAACCAGAAUUGCAAUGCGUGAAAGCAAUACUGUCACCUUUGUCUGGGAUUGUUGAUUCUCAUUCUUUAAUGCUUUCGCUAGUGGGCGAAGCUGAAAAUCACAGAACAACCUUCACAUACAAUUCAACCGUCAUUGGUGGCCAUCUUGAAGGAAAGGAGAUUUGUCUCCAUAUAUUAGAAACUAAGUGUCUUAAAGAAUGGGACGGAACAUCAAUUUUGCACCCGGAACUCAUACUAGUUCCUAAACUCCUAGUGAACUCUACAGGCCUAAGUGCCCCCGCCCUUGCAAAAAGAUUUACCAGUCUACAAAGUGAAGUUAUUCCUCCUUCCUACUAUGCUCGUGGUUGCUACUUCACGUUAUCUGAUACCAAAGCCAGUCCUUUCAGACAUUUGAUAUAUCCUAUACCAGAGGAUGGUGGCCUUGGAGUGCAUGUUACUCUAGACUUGAAUGGUCAGAUCAAGUUUGGCCCCGAUGUUGAAUGGAUUGAUGGUGUUGAUGAUAUCUCAAGCUUUCAAAAUAAGUUUGACUAUUCAGUACAUGCAAAUCGUGCUGAGCAGUUUUAUCCAGCCAUAAGAAGUUACUACCCAAAUCUGAAGGAUCGAGCUUUGGAACCAGGAUAUGCAGGGAUCCGACCUAAACUUUCAAGACCUGGUCAGUCACCUGUUGAUUUUGUAAUACAGGGAGAGGAUAUUCAUGGGAUACCUGGUCUUGUUAAUCUUUUUGGAAUUGAGUCACCUGGGUUAACCGCAAGCUUGGCAAUUGCAGAUUUUGUAUCUACUAGACUUUUGGGAUGAUACAAGCAUGCUAUGCUACUGAACCAUAUUGUUAUUGUUGCACCUGAAGUCUUGCAACUAUAAGCUAAAAUCGAGUACUAGGUCGAUUGUCGUUGUAUAAUAUUGUUUGUGGCGAUGUCUACAGCUGCCAGCCUGAUCAGGGUCUUAUAUCUUUUUGGUAUCAAACUUAGAUGAUGUACAUCAAUAGUUGUGAUGGAGUUUUAUCCUUUUUUUCUUGGUGUA
Lotus japonicus is the source of this 1655-nucleotide messenger RNA. RefSeq names its product L-2-hydroxyglutarate dehydrogenase, mitochondrial. The coding region runs from base 108 to 1433 and encodes 441 amino acids. The record is from RefSeq and is a predicted model, not a curated record. Gene Ontology annotation, molecular function: (S)-2-hydroxyglutarate dehydrogenase activity; (S)-2-hydroxy-acid oxidase activity. The transcript is spliced from 5 exons. Gene Ontology annotation, cellular component: mitochondrion. Lineage: Eukaryota; Viridiplantae; Streptophyta; Magnoliopsida; Fabales; Fabaceae.